Messenger RNA from Dryobates pubescens (Downy woodpecker), 1952 nucleotides. RefSeq names its product CTD small phosphatase 1 (gene CTDSP1). The transcript has 7 exons. The record is from RefSeq and is a predicted model, not a curated record. Bases 60 to 836 code for a protein of 258 amino acids. Lineage: Eukaryota; Metazoa; Chordata; Aves; Piciformes; Picidae. Gene Ontology annotation, molecular function: RNA polymerase II CTD heptapeptide repeat phosphatase activity.
UGGGGGGGGGCACCCCUCCCCCCCCCAACUGCCCCCCCUCCCCCCUCCCCGGGGCGCCCAUGGAGCACCAGUCCAUCAUCGCCCAGGUUAGCAGGGAGGAGGGGAGCGCUCCGCUGCAGGAGAAAGGUACCCAGGCCCCUGCCAAGAAGCCUCGGAGUCGCAGCAUUCUCCAGACUCUGUUCUGCUGCCUGUGCCGCGAUGAAGGGGAGCCCUGUGCCAGCACCACCAGUGCCCCACUGCUGGUGGAGGAGAAUGGGGCCCUGCCCAAGGCUGCUGUCAAACAUCUCCUGCCUGAGAUCAAGCCACAGGAUGCCAGCAAACUCUGUGUGGUCAUCGACCUGGAUGAGACACUGGUGCACAGCUCCUUCAAGCCAGUGAACAACGCUGACUUCAUCAUUCCCGUGGAAAUAGAUGGCAUCAUGCACCAGGUGUAUGUGCUCAAGCGGCCACACGUGGACGAGUUCCUGCAGCGCAUGGGUGAGCUGUUCGAGUGCGUGCUCUUCACUGCCAGCUUGGCCAAGUACGCAGACCCCGUGGCUGAUCUGCUGGAUAAAUGGGGGGCUUUCCGGACACGGCUUUUCCGGGAAUCCUGCGUCUUCCAUCGCGGCAACUACGUCAAGGACCUGAGCCGCCUGGGCCGCGACUUGCGCCGCAUCAUCAUCGUGGACAACUCGCCUGCAUCCUACAUCUUCCACCCCGAUAAUGCUGUGCCGGUGGCCUCCUGGUUCGAUAACAUGGCAGACACGGAGCUGCUGGACCUGCUGCCCUUCUUCGAGAGGCUCAGCAAGGUGGAGGAUGUGUACGCAGUGCUCAAGAAGCAACGGACUAACAGCUAGUGCCCCCCCUCCUCCCCCAAAGGUGCUGCCUGCGGGGGGGGCACUGCUGUGGCAGCCAGGUGCCUUAUUUUAGGGGCAGAAGGGGUCCUGAUGUGCCCCCCGCUGUCGUCCUUCUCAGCCCUGGUGGGCACGAAUGCCUGCUGGUGGUGGGAGAUGUAGGUGCCCUUGCUGAGGAGCUGAGUGUUCCCCUUUCUGUGGAGGAGGGGGUCCAUGGGUGACCCACUGCCUCACUGUGCUGGGGAACUUGUUAAGGGGGGGGUCUCAGCCUUCCUCACUGUCUUAUCCCCAUCCCCCAACCUGUGUUCCCCCUCUCCAAAACAGUUCUCAGGUCCUUUUCCCCUCCAUGUUCCCCUAAGUGGGGAGGAGGGGGGUCAGCAGCUGCUGCUUUCCACUGCCUUUGAGGGGGAACUGGACCCCCCCAUCCAGGUUCUGCUUGCUGGGAGGGGCUGGCAGCCCUCAGACCCUAUCUGCAGGGGGGCACAAGGAGGGUUAACCCCUCACUGCCCCCUAAAAAUCCAGGGGUCUUACUGGCCUUGGUGCAUGGAGCCAUCACCGUACCCUUAAUUCUGCCCUUGGUGCAGCUGACCACCUUGGGGGAGACCUGUCCCUACUCUCUCCUUGUGCCUUCUGCUGCCCCCCACCUAGGGGCUGUAUUUUAGGUAGCAGCCUGGUCUCAGACCUGAGUAUCUGGCCACAAAUGCCACCCACGUGCCUUGGAACACCACAUCUCCAUGCCCCACCAUCCUUUCAAAGGGUGUGCCUGAAGGCUGCUUCAUUCACCCCUUCCAACCUCAGUUUCUUUCUGUGGGGGUGUUCUGGUGGCCUCCCCCCUUCUUAUGCUGUCAGUUGAAGCCACUCCAGUCACCAAAGGCCCCAGUCCCUCACGGGGGGGCCACACACUCCUUCCCCAUCCAUUUGCAGCUUCACCAAAGGCUGCAAAUCCUAUGGGGGAGGGACCCCCAUACCAGCCUUAGUGGGCCCCCACCCAAGCCUUAUUCCAGCCAGGGCCUAUGACACUGUAGGCUCCCUCUCCCUGCCACCUGGGGUUACACUGACCCCUGUGGGGUUGGGCUUGUGCCAGGGUGUUUCCCAGCCUUGAGGGGCUGGGGGCUCUCA